Messenger RNA from Cucurbita moschata (crookneck pumpkin), 1204 nucleotides. Its product is annotated as seipin-2-like. Bases 15 to 1160 code for a protein of 381 amino acids. Gene Ontology annotation, biological process: lipid droplet organization; lipid storage. The record is from RefSeq and is a predicted model, not a curated record. The transcript has a single exon. NCBI's taxonomy places the organism in Eukaryota, Viridiplantae, Streptophyta, Magnoliopsida, Cucurbitales, Cucurbitaceae. Gene Ontology annotation, cellular component: endoplasmic reticulum membrane.
GCUCCAUCUGGCCAAUGGAAUCCCACCACAACAAACUUAACGAACACCAUUUCCCACCGGAGCAUUGUUCGCUCACCGAUCAACCUCAAUUGUCCGCUUCACCGGUGCCCGAACUCUCGUCUGAGAAUGCCCCCUCCGCCGUCAAUUCAUUACGCCGUCGGACCUCUGCUCGCCGCAGUAACGAAGAGAAUACAGAGGUGUCGACCAUGACUACCGCGGAGAUUAACUCGGACGGCGAAUUGGGCGUAUCGUAUGUCAUAAGAAAGUUGUUGGGGGUUUGGGAAGUUGUAAUUGCCAUGGUCGGUCCAGCGGUAUCUGCACGAGUUGAGGAUUGCAAGUAUCUUUGGAAGGUUGGACACCGCUUUGCGUGGGGUUUGAUAUGGUCGGCCUCUGUUUAUAUCAUUUUAUGUGCCCUCUUGGUUUCCGCUCUUAUAUUUAGUGCGUUUCUUAUGAGGUUCAUAGUUCAGGAGCCUGUGAAGAUCAAAGAAGUAAUAAACUUCGACUACACCAAACACAGCCCCGAGGCUCUUGUGCCAAUCUUGCCUGAUUCAAAUCAUUCUCCACAGCCUACCGGGAAGACCCAGUUGCGGGCUGUUCCCCUGCAUCAUCAAUUUCAUGUCAUUGUCUCACUAACAUUGCCAGAGUCUGAAUACAAUCGAAAUCUUGGGGUCUUCCAGGUAAGAGUUGACUCUCUUUCUGCUAGCGGUGACAUUCUUGCAACCUCGAGGCAUCCAUGCAUGUUACAGUUUAAAAGUGAACCCCUUCGCCUUUUGCUGACUAUCCUGAAGCUUGCGCCUCUUGUUAUUGGGUAUGUAUCAGAGUCACAGACUCUGAACCUUGAGCUUAAAGGUUUCACCCAAGGAGAUAUACCGACUGCCUGUCUAAGGGUUACAAUUGAACAGCGAGCAGAGUUCAAUGAUCGUGGUGCUGGCAUACCCGAAAUAUAUGAUGCAUCCAUAUUCAUUGAAUUCGAGCUUCCCCCGUUUAAAAGGAUUGUAUGGUGGUGGAGGAAGAUUAUCUAUGUAUGGGUUAGCAUGGUAUCGUUUAUGAUGCUGUUGCUUUUUACGCUGCUCUGUUUUAGUCCGAGAAGCCUUCCUGGAAUAUGGGAUGGAUCUGCUGAUGCAAGCUCCACCAGCAACCACAUCUCGGUACAAGAUUAGAUUAGAACAGCCCCCACUUAUCCAAAUGUUUGGUUGCUGAUGCA